Messenger RNA from Siniperca chuatsi (mandarin fish), 3218 nucleotides. It is a transcript of the gene rad21l1, whose product is annotated as RAD21 cohesin complex component like 1. The coding region runs from base 537 to 2171 and encodes 544 amino acids. Gene Ontology annotation, biological process: replication-born double-strand break repair via sister chromatid exchange; mitotic sister chromatid cohesion; synaptonemal complex assembly. Lineage: Eukaryota; Metazoa; Chordata; Actinopteri; Centrarchiformes; Sinipercidae. The record is from RefSeq and is a predicted model, not a curated record. Gene Ontology annotation, molecular function: chromatin binding; protein binding. Gene Ontology annotation, cellular component: synaptonemal complex; cohesin complex. The transcript is spliced from 14 exons.
UCUCGUCUUUUUCUCAAGCAGUAGUUCGGGCACUUCUUCUCGAUCUCUGGCAUGUGAAGGUCACCAAUAGCCAAAAAUCAUUGAGGCAAUUUUGUUAGUGGAUCUUACAGGACUGAGUAAAUAUUUAACUGACCAGUUGUAGCAAGAUGCUAACAUUAUAGGUUAAUUUCUGUACUGUUGUUGCCAUCAAGAAUUAAAGACAGGGUUCUGGAAAUCAUAAUGUUAAACGUUGCUAACGUUAGCUGGGUAUCCUGAGCCAACGGUCAGAUACAAACAGAUUAGGAGCAAUAUCGCCGUUUCGAUUCCCCUCGAAGGACACGUUGAUCAAUAUUAAUCGCUUUUCUGACUUCACUGUCUGAUGUCUACCGGCCAGUCGUACCUACCUACAUUUGUUGGUCAUCACCGUUUUUUUUUCUUCUUCUUUUUAUUUUUUUGGCGGAAGUCACUGCUUUACUCCUCGCGGUAAUGUGCACGCUCCAAAUGUCAAAUCGCGGCAUUUUCAAAGUUAAGGUGACAGCUAGCUUAGGUACGCCAAUAUGAUGUUCUACACUCAACUCUUCACGUCCAAGCGGGGGCCUUUAGCCAAAAUCUGGUUAGCAGCGCACUGGGAAAGGAAACUCACAAAGGCCCAUGUAUUUGAAUGCAAUUUGGAAACAACCAUCAGAGACAUCAUUUCCCCUAAGAUGAAAAUAGGGUUGCGGACAUCUGGUCAUCUGCUCAUUGGUGUGGUCAGGAUCUACUCCAGAAAAGCAAAGUAUCUCCUUGCAGACUGCAAUGAUGCCCUGGUCAAAAUUAAGAUGGCUUUCAGGCCAGGUCAGACAGAUAUGCCUUUGGAGGGACUCGAGGCAACAUUAAAAGCAAUUACCUUGAUCGAAGAUUUUAGUGCCUUCGAUGCCCAGCUGCCACACCCAAGUAACAUAGAUGUCGUUGACCACUUUUCACUGAACCAGUGUCGAUCUGAGGAAAUCACUCUGAAAGAGGAUUUUGGAAGUGGCUUUCUGAACUUGGCAGAUUUUGGAGAUGAGUCCCAGAGCCACCAUAAUGGGCUACUGGAUAUGAGCUUCCAGAGCCUGGCUCAACAUGGAGACGCAUUUGGGGAUGAGGAUAAAGGGUUCGACCUACUUGACUUUCUGACAAUCUCCAGUGAUCACAUUGAGUCCACCGACUUCAUCCCAGAAGAGCCUCAUAAUGAAAAGCCAGAGAACUCUACACUCAAUUAUCAACAAGACUCCAUAUGUUUUCCAGAUGCUGACAGAACAGAGGUGGAGACCCCUACACUGAAUGAGACCACCCUGCUGGUUAAUGAGGAGGAGGCCUUUACCCUUGAACCUGUGGCCAUCACUCCAAACUCGGAGAAGAAGAGAGGGAAGAGGAAACGCAAGUUGGUUGUGGACCAGACUAAAGAGCUGAGCAAUGAAUCCAUCAGAGAUCAGCUUUCUGAUUAUUCAGAUCUGGUUGCCCCUUUGGACAUGGCCCCACCAACCCUGCAGCUCAUGCAGUGGAAGGAGAGCGGAGGUGCAGACAAACUCUUUGCACAGCCAUGUUCCACUGUAGUAACUCCACAGAUAAAGGAGCUCUUUGCCAAGAGUAUUUUCCAGGUGAAAUAUUAUGGAGUUUGUGACGGGGUUGAGGUGAUGCGGCGGGAUGGACAAGAAGUUCAGAGGGACAUGAGUGCCCUAACCACAGACAGCGUCAGUGUCGUGGAUUCAUCAAUAGAGCCUGAAAAAACACACAACACUGAGCUGAUGGUCCUUGAUCACAUGAAUGACAGUCAACAUGAGAAUUACUCCAAGCUCACACAAGAUGAAAACAGGUCGGCGUUCACUCAGCCAGAACUUCCAUCAGAAGACUCCAUGUUUGUCCAUCCAUCUUACGUGGAGCAGGAGACUCAGUCAGCUUCCUUCCACACUCAGUCCAUGCUGGACAGCCAGGACUUUGAGGAGAGGAAGAUAAGCAGGCGUGCACAGAAGCUUCUGAGCAAUCUAAAAAGCCAGAGCAACAGUGACACCACGUUCAGCCUGGAGGCACUCUGUGAAGGAGGCACUCGCUCGCAGGCUGCAACCACUUUCUUCUGUCUCCUGGUCCUGAAAAAACAAAAAGCCCUUCACCUGCACCAGAGCGCACCCUAUGAGGACAUCCUUGCCACACCUGGACCCAAGUUCUAUGAUUAGCAAAACAGAAAACAGUUUCAUAAAAUUACAGCUUGGGUUCAUAAAUGAGUUGCAGUCCUGGUUCUACUCAAUCUGUUUCACAGGGUAAAAAUACAUUUACUCAAAUAGGUUUCUGGGCUAAAUAGUAAAAACUUUGAUUAUAUGUGACACUCAGUAUGUUUGUGUGUUUGUGUCUCAAAACUUGUACAUACUCUUUUUGCUUGUUCUUGGCACUUUUUCAUUUCUGAGAAAUUGAGACGGUAUGAAUGAAGGAACAUUUUGUCUAAAACUCUUUGUCAGACUGUUUUAUUAGGCCUCUGACAUCAGAUAUGGGUUUCAUAACCUUAAAUAUUUUAAAUGAUCUGCAAGAUCCUUUGAACUUAUUUAUUUUUUAUUGUUAUUUCAUAUCAGCAACAUCUGAUGUUCUGCAGUUAUUCUUGUGGUCCUUCAGGACUAAAAUUUCCUGCAUGUUAGUGUUUUGCACCAUUUCCUCUUCUAUUUAUUCUAAACACAGGAUUUUAGGAGCCUCUCUCACUGAAUGUAAGACCUGUUAUUCACCAGGUGUCACUUGAAUUCAUGUUGUUGUAUAACGUUGUUCUCUGUCAAUGGGUAACAAAUAUUUGGCAUCUAUAUGAAACACAAAUAUGACUGAAUAUUUACUUUUUAUGUAUUUUUCUAGUUUUAGAAAGACUGAUUUUAUGUUACUGAAGUUUGGGAUAUGGCACUCUUUAUUCUUGUGGUCUAGAUAUUCUAUUUUUAUUCCUUCAGCUUAAAUCCAGAAAACUGAGUACUCACUUCUGUACACUACUGAGCUGUAUCCUUAGCAACAAAUGGGGUGACUGACGUUAAAUUAAACAGUGACAUGUAUGUGACAUCACAUUUGGGGACAGCAAAAUCAUUUUCUUUUAUCACAGGUUCACACUUAAUGGCAUGAUAUGACCACUAAUAUAGACCACAUGCUUAGAAGGCAUAGGAAUGACUUUACAAAACUGGAAUUCAGUGACAUUUCUGAAAUUGUAAAUGUCUGUUAUGGCUUGUGAAUUGUAUUAAAAUAAAUGCAGAAAUGGA